Molecule: messenger RNA, 2429 nt
Organism: Salmo salar (Atlantic salmon)
Lineage: Eukaryota; Metazoa; Chordata; Actinopteri; Salmoniformes; Salmonidae
Product: XK-related protein 4
Biological process (GO): apoptotic process involved in development; engulfment of apoptotic cell; phosphatidylserine exposure on apoptotic cell surface
Cellular component (GO): plasma membrane
Source: RefSeq, a predicted model, not a curated record
AUUUCUUUGCCUAUUUGGAUUAAUCGGGCCUGUCAGAGUGAAUUGCAAUAUGCUGUAGCCCUAUUGUGGCUAUUGGUGAGAACAGUGAGGUGAGGAGCGAUUGUGAAAGAGUUGCAAAGCAAUGAUGUCAUAGUUUUAAGUAUGUGCCAUGGGAGAGCAUAUGGUUCGUACCCGCUGCCGAGCGGCAGUGUUGCUUUGUUAUGAACAGGCGGCGCUGUAGCUGGCGGAAGAGUAAGUCGCCCAGCCCAGUAUAUCUUCGCCUGGAAAAUAGAAGCCGAGGGGGAGACGAGAAAACGGGAGGAGAAAAUACGGUGUUGGCAGGAGGAGAAAGAGAAAGCUACGAUAAUGGCCGCUAAAUCGGAUGGGGUAUUGAAAAUGAAAAAGAGCGAUGUAGCUUUCACACCUUUGCAGAAUUCGGACCACUCGGGCUCAGUACAAGGACUCGUUCCAGGAUCGCAGCCGGAUUCGGGAAUUGGGGAUGGAGACUUCGUGAAUGGGGAAUCUCGGUGCUGUGGUUCUAAAUCGACAUGUCUUCGCCUUGGCAGAGAGCAGCAAACUAAAUACACGAUAUGGGACUGUCUAUGGAUCCUCGCCGCAGUGGCGGUGUAUUUCGCCGAUGUAGGCACCGAUAUUUGGCUUUCUGUCGACUAUUACCUCCGUCGCGAGUACUGGUGGUUCGGACUCACACUAUUUUUUGUGGUGCUAGGGUCGUUCUCCGUCCAAGUCUUCAGUUUCCGAUGGUUCGUCCACGAUUUCAGCACCGAGGAGAGCUCAAAUGCCGCCGGUGCGGCAAACUGCUCAUCCCACAUGGAUGGGAAGCUGCUGACCGGUUCUGCUUCACAUGGAGACGUGGGCGCCCAACCGUCCACACCUCAAAAACAGGCAUCCACCGCCAGCAAGAGCAACACCACAAGCAACAGUAACAGCAGCACGGCAACCCGGACUAAUAAGCAAAGGUCGGCGUCCUGUUCAGUCUUUAUCUGGUCCGCGCAAUCCGUCAUCCACAUCUUGCAGUUUGGGCAGAUUUGGAGGUAUUUCCAUGCCAUCUACCUGGGCAUCCGGAGCCGGCGCAGUGGGGACCAUGACCGCUGGAGGUUCUACUGGAGGAUGGUGUACGAGUUCGCUGACGUCAGCAUGCUGCAUCUCCUGGCCACCUUCCUGGAGAGCGCUCCUCAGCUGGUCCUGCAGCUCUGCAUCAUCAUCCAGACCCACAAACUGCAGGCCGUCCAAGGAAUGACAGCGGCUGCCUCCCUUGUGUCUCUGGCCUGGGCCCUGGCAUCCUAUCAGAAAGCGCUGCGAGACUCCCGGGACGACAAGAAGCCAAUCAGCUACCUGGCUGUCAUCAUCCAGUUCUGCUGGCAUUUCUUCACCAUCGCUGCCCGGGUCAUCACCUUCGCCCUGUUCGCCUCCGUGUUCCAGCUCUACUUCGGCAUCUUCAUCGUCCUGCAUUGGUGCUUCAUGACCUUCUGGAUAGUCCACUGCGAGACGGAGUUCUGCAUCACCAAGUGGGAGGAGAUUGUCUUCGACAUGGUAGUGGGGAUCAUCUACAUCUUCAGUUGGUUUAAUGUGAAGGAGGGUCGUACUCGGUGUAGGCUCUUCAUCUACUACUUUGUGAUCCUGCUGGAGAACACUGCUCUGAGUGCCCUGUGGUACCUGUACCGCAUCCCUCAGAGCACCGACGCCUUCGCCGUCCCCGCCCUCUGUGUCAUCUUCAGCAGCUUCCUCACCGGCAUCGUCUUCAUGCUCAUGUACUACGCCUUCUUUCACCCCAACGGGCCCCGCUUCGGACACUCGCCCAGCCUCGUGCUGGACGACCCCACCGCUGCCUUCAUGCUGCCCACCGAGGGGGCCACCAACUCGCUGAGGUCCAAUCGGGGUGUGCCCCUCAUCUCAGGGGAUGGCACCAUUGGCAGAGAUGCCAAAUACACAGAGAGAGACGGCUGUAUGCCCGUGUUUCAGGUGAGACCCACCGCCCCCUCCACGCCGUCCUCCCGUGCCCCACGCAUUGAGGAGACAGUCAUCAAAAUAGACCUGUGUCGGAAUCGCUAUCCGGCCUGGGAGAGGCACGUACUGGACAGGAGUAUACGCAAGGCCAUCCUGGCCAUCGACUGUUCCCCCACGCCACCCAGACUCCAGUACAAAGAUGACACUACUGUUCAGGAGCGUCUAGAGUACGAGACCACGCUGUAGCCCUGCACCGCUGCCUGGAUGCCUGGAUGAAGGAUCCAUGGAAAUGCUCAACUGUAAUAAAGGAUGACCAUCAACUCGGAUUUACAGCAGGAUUGUGGCAAUAAUACGUUAUCAGCUCUCUCUAUAUACAUACUAGCAUUGAACCAUGAUGUUGGUUGUCAUGGUUACAACUUCAGAAUAAAGAAAGUCGCACACUCCAUGUAUAAUCUCCCAGCAAUUCAAUGGAUAUUUACCAACGU